Messenger RNA from Pomacea canaliculata, 1475 nucleotides. RefSeq lists its product as uncharacterized. The record is from RefSeq and is a predicted model, not a curated record. The transcript has 6 exons. Lineage: Eukaryota; Metazoa; Mollusca; Gastropoda; Architaenioglossa; Ampullariidae. The coding region runs from base 77 to 1144 and encodes 355 amino acids.
GCCGCAGCAGCUUUCGUCGCGGACUUCGUCAGACUGUUCUUCAAUCCAUCGCUGGUAGUCAGACCGCGCGACGACAAUGUACCUGUCAGUGUGUCUGGCUGUGGCAGCUUUGUGGGGUGGGGCCUGGGCCCAGUCAGGGUAUGACUACCCGGGUCCUUACGGACCUCGUCAGGAUCUGCUGAAAGCAAAGCGUGUUAUUAAUGAAGCAGAGAAGGUCGCUGACAUAGAAGGAGCUCUGAAGGAUAAACUAGACAUGUCUAAGGCACAGGCACUAGAGCUGCUGGCCGUGCUGGACAACAUCAGCAACAGCACCAUUUACGGCAUCAUCGUCAUCAACCAGAAACAGCGAGAUCGACUCGCCAAACUCUUUGCAAGGGUAGGGGUAGUUGUCACAAGGGUUAAGGCCAGCCUUGAACUGCUGACGACACUGGAAAACCGUUUGGCUGGCGCCGUGGUUCAGGAGGCGCUGAUCAAGGGUCAGACCGACGUCAUCGCGACAUCCAUCAGUGAGUCUCUGGCUCUCAACCGCCGUCAGAGGGCAGACCUAGCCGCCUUCGUCGUUGCCUUCAGAGAGGUCACACAGGAGCUUCAACAUCGACUCGCCGCCGACAGCAAGACUGCAGCUUCCAGUAUUGGCUCCCUUGCUGCCUCCAUCCGCUCCUUAGUCAAGUUCGUAAACACCAGGAAAUGCUUUACCAAGGCCGUUACUGUAGAGCUGAAGGGCGAGGACAGCGUGGACACCGAGAUUCCAAUACCCAAAGGUGUCUUUGCUGCUAAUGAUGUUGCACAGGUGUUCUGUGUCCUUCAAGGUUUGCAGCAGUCUGCUGAAGUCUCGCAAUCUGUUGCUGCUCCUGCCUAUGGACCGGGCGCAGGCUAUGGAACAGGGGCAGGCUAUGGAACAGGGGCAGGCUAUGGAACAGGGGCAGGCUAUGCCAACUACCCAGAGUCAGAUGACCGCCGCUUCCUGGGUGUCUCUGUGGUGUGCAAGGCGUUCUCGGACAAGAUCCGCGUGACUGUCGUUGACCAGAGCCAAGGAGCCGGCAACAAUGUCGCUGUCGCCUACGUGCAGGUGAAGGCCUGUUCCCUGCCGGCUGCUGCCUUCUCUCCCGGUCAGGUGUAUGGUUACAAGGCCAACAAGUACUGAUCUCCUAGACAACAAGGACACAUCUCAGAUAGUUUAUGGCACGUUGAUGAGUUUUGAGCAAAUGAAUGACAAUAAGCCAUCAUCGUGAGCCGCACACUCAUCUGACAGGGUCACGAGAUCAAAUAGUAUCACGCACUUUAGAGACUGUUUUUUUCCUAUAACUGCAUGAAAUCGUAUCUGUAAUUAACUUGAACUUUUCUUAAGUUCAAAUCAAGACCUUGACCAACGGAUCAAAUCGCAGUGUUGUAAAUUUUGUAAUAAAUGGGUCACUGUUGUGUAUUUACUGUUUUAGACUACCAGCGGUAAAUAAACUUGCUUGUAUUUGACAUUA